AUGCAUCUUUGGCGGGAUCAAAAGGACGGCGGUGGUGGUCAAGGUCAAGGUGCCCAUGACGCCGGGCCGGGAUUAGGAUUGGGAUCAGCAGGAACCGCAACGGAACCGGGAUCGGGAACAGGCGGAGGAGGACAUGGAGGGGAGGGAAACAGUACCACGAGUCCGGGUUCACAAACACAGCAGCAGCACGAUGACGGAGGCUCCAACAAACAAGGCACCAUUCGUCGAAACUUUCGAAAGGUGAUUCCCGGCCUGCCUCGAACUCAGACAUUCAAGAGACAGCAAUCCGAGCAGCGCGACCAUCUUCAACCUGUACAACCUACCCCUGCCGAGCGCAGAGCUGCUUCAGUCGAUAGACGCAUGCAUGCCAUCAACAGUGCAUCGACAUCGCUGGUCGGAUUGGGUGUAGGAACCGCCGCCGCCUCACUUCCCAGGAGUAGCGCGCCAAACUUCCAUCAUCACUUUGGCCGUUCUUCUCAUAUCUCUCAGGUCGACUCUCCUGUUCCUUCGUUACCUACGAUUCCUCAAGAAUAUACGCCGGUAAACAGCAGUUUCCGAGGCCUAACCGGACAUGAGCUAGAGCAAGAACUCGACAAGAACUACCACGACAAUAGUAACCAUCUGCUGCGAGCUCCUGCUCUCGCUCGUCUCCAUGGGUCGGAUGCCGCCAUCUCGGAUUGUGAUGCGCACUCGAUAACAUCUUCUCAGUACCACAACAUGAUACACGACGAGUUGGAGAAGAUCUGGAUCCUGAAUCUGUCAAUGCACUUUCGCGACAAGUCCAAGAGGGAGAAGUUUUUUGUCACGUACAGACAGAACGAGUCGCUAUGGCGCAGAGUGACAAUAUCCCUCGAUUACCGUGAUGCUCAGGAGGGUUCAUUGGAGGAGGAGCUAGUCGACAUCAAGUUCCAGCGCGAUAAGAGUUCGAGGAUCUACGAGGCAAUUCGAGACAGUUUGGGGGACAUCCAGUUCUAUCCUACCGUCACGAAUCUGAAGCUUCAAACCACGGACAAGAGGUUACAUGUCCACGUGGUGGAAGACGUCAAUGAAAUCAUCAAUUAUCCAACCGUGCGCAUGAUCCAGCACAUGCGCUGCCGCCGCAUCAGAGAAUCCGAAGUCGAAUUUGACUCCCACAUUUCCGGCUUCGUCUACAAAGUCCGCGUCAACGGCGAGACCUUGAUCAAGAAAGAGAUACCCGGCCCCGACACCGUCGACGAGUUCCUCUACGAGAUCAACGCGCUCAACCGCCUUCGCGCCGCCGAGAACGUCAUUGAGUUUUACGGCAUCAUCGUUGACGACUCGGGCGAGCUCGUCAAGGGCCUGCUGAUCAGCUUCGCCGAGCACGGUGCCCUGAUCGACAUCAUCUACGACUACCAGCUCCAAGGCGGCCUUCCCUGGUCUACGCGCGAGCGCUGGGCGCGCCAGAUUGUGGGUGGUCUGGCGGACAUACACGAGGCGGGGUUCGUUCAGGGAGACUUCACCCUGUCCAACAUCGUCAUCAACAACGAGUGGAACGCCAAGAUCAUCGACAUCAACCGACGCGGCUGUCCGGUGGGAUGGGAGCCGCCCGAGGCGACGCCGUUGAUUGAGAACAGCCAGCGGAUAUCCAUGUACAUUGGCGUCAAGUCCGAUCUCUACCAGCUGGGCAUGGUGCUUUGGGCUCUAGCGACGCAAGAGGACGAGCCUGAGGCUCAUGGACGUCCGUUGAGGAUUGGGCCCGAGGUUACGGAUGUCCCGGAUUGGUACGUCGAAAUUGUGAAUAUCUGUCUGGAUCCCAACCCGCGCAAGAGGAGACAGGCGCUGGACUUGCUGGAUCUGUUUCCGGAGCCGGAGCCGGUGGAGCCAAAUCAGUAUAGCUAUCAUAACCCGGAAUCGGUCUCGGUCGACGAUGGGUACUCGCGCCAGGAGUAUCUGGUUGGCACGGAGCCGACGAAUGGGGUACCCAAGAUUAUCAAGACUUUUGAGUCGCCGUCAGAUCAGGGAUGGGAUUAUUUCAGCAGUAAUGCUGCUGCUGGAGCAAGCGGUGUGGGGAGGGGUCGUCCGUCGACGAUAUCUCCUGCACCAUCCGAAGACCAACACUGGUAUCCGCCACGAGGUCGAUCACCACCUUCUCCCCUUCCCAGCGAUGGCGGGUACGAUGACCCGGCGAGAUUCCGACAUCAUGCGCGUCCUUGGGGGAAUAGCAGUACUUACCAGGAGCCGAGUAGCUUGACUGUUCCGUCUUCGUACGGCAAUCUGAAAGGCGACGUGGACGAAUUUGGGAAACAAAACGAAGCAGAAUCAUUGAGGCAACAACACGACCCAAGAAUUUCUUUCACUUCCUUCAUCUCCACCGCCCCCUCCGGCAACACCGACGCCGCCUCGCUACCGCUCAAAGACUCUCUCACCCGGGAAGCCCUCAAAUGGCGGCCCGAGACCACAUCUUCCAAUGGCCCCACAGCCAACAACAACAUGUCACACGAACUCACCCUCCGCGACCAAUACGGCGAACCCAGCAGUAGUAGCAACGAUCACAGCCGAACAGUAGAACCGCAGUACAACACCACCCAAUCCCACCACCAAUCCCGCUUCAGCCGUACCCACUACCGCUCCUCCUCUGACACAGAAGAAGGCGAAGAAGCAGACGGCGACAGACGAGACAAACCCCUCUCCCGCGCCGACUCAGGCAAGUACUUCACCGAGCCCACCAAGCCCGGGCCCGAUCUAGCCUACGCAGCCAUCACCGAGGCGCGAGAUCGCGACAGGCUGGAGCAGCAGUUCAGGAUGGAGGCAGCGGAGGUCAUGGCUGGGCGGUAUCAUGGGCAUGGGCAUCAUCAAGAUGGCCGGGAUCGGGAUGAAUACCAACCACAACCACAACAACGGUCGUCUGGGUAUCAUUAUCAAGACCGUGGCCUGGGGGAUCGGAAUGGUCAUGGCAAUUCGCAAUUGGAUAGGGAUCGGGAUCGGGAGUUGGAGCGGUAUGGUGGGAGAGAGUUGGAUGUGUUGAAGGGGAUUGGGGGAGCUUAUACUUAUGGUGAUUUGUCUUUGAGGGGGAAGCGGGCUGUUGAUGAGGAGGGGGAUGAGGAGGAGGUGGAGGAGGAGGAGGAGAUCGAUAUGGAUUUGUUUGGUGGGCAGAAGGAAGGGGGAUAUCAGCAGCAGCAUCAGCAGGAACAACAGCAACACCAACAACGACACCAUACGAACUACGAGACGACGAGAACCUAA
Neurospora hispaniola is the source of this 3204-nucleotide messenger RNA. RefSeq lists its product as uncharacterized. NCBI's taxonomy places the organism in Eukaryota, Fungi, Ascomycota, Sordariomycetes, Sordariales, Sordariaceae. Gene Ontology annotation, biological process: peptidyl-serine phosphorylation. The record is from RefSeq and is a predicted model, not a curated record. The coding region runs from base 1 to 3204 and encodes 1067 amino acids. The transcript is spliced from 2 exons. Gene Ontology annotation, molecular function: ATP binding; protein serine/threonine kinase activity.